UGAGCCGUCGGUUGCCGUGGAGACCGAGGCGAUGGCAACCAGGAGAAGCCAAACUUGGUUCCCCGGCUCGCGGAGUGCCUGCGAGCGGUGCUCAUGGCGCUCUAUGAGCUCUUCUCUCACCCGGUCGAGCGCAGCUACCGCGCGGGGCUCUGCUCCAAAGCCGCGCUGUUCCUGCUGCUGGCCGCUGCGCUCACGUACAUCCCGCCGCUGCUGGUGGCCUUCCGGAGCCACGGGUUUUGGCUGAAGCGGAGCAGCUACGAGGAGCAGCCGACUGUGCGCUUCCAACACCAGGUGCUGCUCGUGGCCCUGCUCGGACCCGAAAGCGGCGGGUUCCUCGCCUGGAGCACGUUCCCCGCCUUCAACCGGCUGCAAGGGGAUCGCCUGCGCGUUCCGCUCGUUUCGACUAGAGAAGAAGACAGGAACCAGGAUGGGAAGACGGACAUGUUACAUUUUAAGCUGGAGCUUCCCCUGCAGUCCACGGAGCACGUUCUCGGUGUGCAGCUCAUCCUGACUUUCUCCUAUCAAUUACACAAGAUGGCGACCCUCGUGAUGCAGAGCAUGGCGUUUCUCCAGUCCUCCUUUCCUGUCCCGGGAUCCCAGUUAUACGUGAACGGAGACCUGAGGCUGCAGCAGAAGCAGCCGCUGAGCUGUGGUGGCUUAGAUGCCCGAUACAACAUAUCCGUGAUCAACGGGACCAGCCCCUUUGCCUAUGACUACGACCUCACCCAUAUUGUUGCUGCCUACCAGGAGAGGAACGUUACCACCAUCCUGAAUGAUCCCAACCCCAUCUGGCUGGUGGGCAGGGCCGCAGAUGCUCCAUUUGUGAUUAAUGCUAUCAUCCGAUACCCUGUGGAAGUCGUUUCUUAUCAGCCAGGAUUCUGGGAGAUGGUAAAGUUCGCCUGGGUGCAGUAUGUCAGCAUCCUGCUUAUCUUCCUCUGGGUGUUUGAAAGAAUCAAGAUCUUCGUGUUUCAGAAUCAGGUGGUGACCACCAUCCCUGUGACAGUGAUGCCCCGGGGAGAAGUGUGUAAGGAGCACUUAUCCUAGAAAGGCCGUUUCUGAAGACUCAGCAGGACCGUGGCUGCCUCAUUGUCAUCUUCUGGGAACGUCUUAGGACCUUUUGAAAGAGCCCAGCGGACACCUGCGGGCUUGUGUGCUUUUCCCUCAGAGACAACGGUUCUUUCCAGUUUUGCUCUACACAAGUUCCGUAUCUUCAGAGCUCCUGCAGAAUUGUCAGGGACUAGUUUGUGGAAAGGUCUGAGAGUUCCUGGAGGCUAUAAUUAGCUUUUUGGGUUUUUCUUCUUUGCCUUAGCGUUGAAUUUCAGGAGAAAAUUGCAGUCAGUUCAGACAUCUUGGAAAGAGUCCCAUCUCUGGUCAAGCAGAGACUUUUCCUCUGUUGAACUGAGGAACACACUGUGCAUUUCUUCCUUCUGUUGUGAGCCACUCUUACUCUUUUCAGGGCUCUCUUGUGACAAACAUGCCAAUCACUAGCACUUUGCACCCCUGGGCUUCUCCAUUUCCCAUUCAGAGCUUUGAUUUCCAGAGCUGAGGCCUUUAACUGGAGACCUGGAGGGGCAGGGCCCAAGGGCAAGGGCCGCAUUAGCACAGGCAAUCAGGGAGGGCCGCUGAAGGACACUUGGACCGUCCACCUGCCCCAGCCCAACAGUCAGUCAUCUGUCAUCAGCUCAGCUGAGCAGCCCUGGAUCUUUGCCGUACUGUGACUGGGCUCUUUGCCCUAUUUUUCCCUCUAUCUGUGCCCCUGGAUGGCAGGCUGAAGUCAGAGGGGCUGUUUCAUUCUCAGCCCCCUCAGCAGCACUGGGAGAAGAAAGCAUUGUCACAACAGGUUCUUUCUGGCCCUCACCCAACAGCCUGGGCACUUGGCCCUCCUCCUCCUUGACAGCCCUCCCCCUUCCUGCAAAGGACAGGGGCGACAGGGGUUGGUGUUGGGAUUGGCUCCUGCUGCCUGACAACCACAAGUUUAUUUGGAAGGCUAGCGGGAAGCCCAGCGGCUGGCGUUUCCCUUGACUAAGGAACAGGGUGCCCAUCAGAGUGGGGCGGGCAGCUUUGGGAAGGACACAGGAAGCAGUGAGGGCGUAAAGAGGAUGCUGGCCUGGGCAGGCCAGUCCAGCCUGGCCACUAGCAGAAUACCACGCAGUCCAGUGGAUUAUCCUCGUGGCUAAGCAAGUGUCUGCAGGAGCAGAGAUGGCUGGAAGGGGCCUCGGCACACGGAAGAUGGCUUGUUCAGCUCAUUGAUCUCCUGAGGAUGUGUGCAGUCUCCUCCAAGAACAGAUGGAGCUGCUUCCUGAUCCCAAGCAGGUCAUUGCCACUGGAAGGACAUGGCCCCAUGCUUCAUGCCCACCCAGAAACACACCCCUCAGUGUGUGCCUCAGUUUACUUUGGAGAUCAGUUGUCGUUUUUAGCGCUCCUUUAGGCUUACUAAAACAGUUUUGGAAACAAAGCUAUUUUGAGACAUUCAAGCAGAGGAAUUCCCUAACACUGACCCCCUUAUCUUUUUUUAAUAUUCAGGCUGUUUUAUAUGCCUAAAUUUUUUUCUUAAGGUCUAAACGAAAAAUAGUUUCUUGUUUAAAUUCCCAUAAGGCAAUGAGAUAUGGAAAGAUGACAAGAUACGUAUAAACAUUGGUUUGCAUUUUAUUAAAUUAUUCUAAUGCAAAUCUUGUAUAAAGAACCCAUGAUGUUUUGUAACUUUCUAAUUAAAAUGUUCAAAAUGAGGCCGAGCAUGGUGGUUCAUUCCUGUAAUCUCAACACUUUGGGAGGCCAAGGCGGGAGGAUCACUUGACCCCAGGAGCUUGAGGCUGCAGUGUGCUAUGAUUGCACCACUGUACUGUAGCCUGGGUGACAGAGUGAGACCCUGUCUCUUAAAAAAAAAAAAAAAAAAAAGUCAAAAUGGAAGAUCACAUGUACCUUUUUCGAGGGAAAGGGUUUGGAAUGGCAAAGAAUAGGGAGGGCAGAGGUUGCACACACCUGUCUUUAUUACUCAUCUGCAGCCAUGCUUUACAAGGCUCUGCCUAAAGACCUUGGAACUUCCAUUAGGUCUUUGGUGAAAGUCCCCUAGUUCUUCCCCAGGUAGAUGAGUUUUCAGUGGGAUUCACAUGCCAUGUGAAAUCUACGUGUUGGAUAAUUAUGACUGUGUCUGGUGAAUAUGAAAUUAUUUACAGACCAGACGUUGAUAGUUUCUGACUGUGAAUCACAGCAUAGCUGCAAGAGGUAAAUAAAAAGCAAGAGGCCGGGAGCAGUAGCUCACGCCUGUAAUCCCAGCACUUUGGGAGGCCGAGGUGGGUGAAUCACAAGGUCAGGAGAUCGAGACCAUCCUGGCCAACAUGGUGAAACCCCAUCUCCACUAAAAAUACAAAAAUUGGCUGGGUGUGGCGAUACGUGCCUGUCAUCCCAACUAUUUAGUAGGCUGAGGCAGGAGAAUCGCUUGAACCCUGGAGGCGGAGGUUGCAGUGAGCCGAGAUUGCGCCACUGCACUCCAGCCUGGCAACAGAGCUAGACUCCGUCUCAAACAAAAAAAAAAAAGAAAGAAGAAAUAUAGAGGAUUUUAUUAACUCAGCUCCGACCCAUAGCUAAGUUAGGGUUUGAUGUUAUUACUGAAUAUUUGGAGGCAGAAAGACUCCUGAUUUUGCCAAAUGAUUAGUACAGUUUCGGCUUAAGUCAGAUGAGACCCCCCUAAUAUUCCAUCAUGUAAGGCUAAUAAAGCAAUUAUUUCUUUCUUUUUUUUUUCCUUCCAACUUUUAUUGUAGACUCAUGGGGUAUAUGUAUGGGUUUCGUAUAUAGCUAAAUUGUACAGCCUGGGGGUUUGGUGUACAGAUUAUUUCAUCACCCACGUAAUAAGCAUAGUACCCAGUAGGUGGUUUUUCUUUUUUUUCUUUUCUUUUUUUUUUUUUUUUUUUUGAGACAGAGUCUCACUCUGUUACCCAGGCUGGAGUGCAGCAGCAUGAUCUCAGCUCAUUGCAGCCUCUACCUCCCAGGUUCAAGUGAUUCUCCUGCCUUACCCUCCCGAGUAGCUGGGAUUACGGGUGCCCACCACCAUGCCCGGCUAAUUUUUGUGUUUUUAGUAGAGACAGGGCUUCACCCUGGUGGUCAGGCUGGUCUCUAACUCCUGACCUCAAGUGAUCUGUCCCCUUUGGCCUCCCAAAGUGCUGGGAUCACAGCAGUUUGAUCACAGAAGUUAUUAUGGUUGGCAUUCUGGCACACAUCUUUCUAAUCUUUUUUGUUGUAUGUAACCUUUUUAGUAUCAUAAACAACACUUUUAUAAACCUUGUGUAGAAA
Molecule: messenger RNA, 4287 nt
Organism: Gorilla gorilla gorilla (western lowland gorilla)
Lineage: Eukaryota; Metazoa; Chordata; Mammalia; Primates; Hominidae
Gene: TMEM231
Product: transmembrane protein 231
Exons: 7
Coding region: 94-1044 (316 amino acids)
Biological process (GO): cilium assembly; regulation of protein localization
Cellular component (GO): ciliary transition zone; ciliary membrane
Source: RefSeq, a predicted model, not a curated record